Molecule: messenger RNA, 1493 nt
Organism: Cimex lectularius (bed bug)
Lineage: Eukaryota; Metazoa; Arthropoda; Insecta; Hemiptera; Cimicidae
Product: opsin, ultraviolet-sensitive
Exons: 10
Coding region: 280-1413 (377 amino acids)
Biological process (GO): visual perception; G protein-coupled receptor signaling pathway
Cellular component (GO): membrane
Molecular function (GO): G protein-coupled receptor activity
Source: RefSeq, a predicted model, not a curated record
UGUUGAAAAUUAAAAACAUCAAAAGGCAGUAGUGGCAGAUGUAUUUCAUUGUUGGUAAUAAUGUAUUAUUAUUCAUCAAUUUUUAAGAUUAUAGCAAAUAACCAAAAUUAAACUAUAUCAAAUUCUUCUGGCCUUUUAUCAACGUAUCAAAGCGGAUUUGCCUGAACUUUGGAAUUUUUAAGGCUUGAUCCUAAUAAUCUAAUAAGCAAUUCAGUAGAUUAUCCGAUUAGCGUAAAUAAAUAAAAAGACCCCGGGCAAACUGGAAACGCUCACCAAGGCAUGGAACCUUGUGACUAUGGGUCGUGCGACAACAACACAUUCUGGGCACCGGAGCCAAGGGUGAGUCCAAUAAAACUGCUCGGAUGGAAUUUGAGCCCAGAAGAGCUUAAACACAUACCAGAACAUUGGCUGAGCUAUCCAGAGCCUAAGCCGUUGUACAAUUACAUACUUGGAAUUUUAUACAUCGGUUUGACGAUCGUUUCUCUUGUUGGGAAUGGGCUUGUCAUAUGGAUAUUCACAUCGGUAAGGUCAUUGAGAACCCCUUCGAAUGUGUUCGUCGUCAAUCUUGCAAUAUGCGAUUUCCUGAUGAUGCUGAAAACUCCAAUUUUCAUAUAUAAUUCUUUCAAAUUGGGCUUUGCGUUAGGCAACUUAGGAUGUCAGGUGUUUGGAACUGUUGGAGCAUUUUCUGGUAUUGGGGCUUCGGCAACAAAUGCAAUCAUAGCUUAUGAUCGCUACAGAGUAAUCGCAACGCCAUUCGCUCCAAAGCUGACAGUCGGAAAAGCGCUAUUGUAUCUUUUAUUGAUCUGGAUAUAUGUCACUCCAUGGGCUUUGUUUCCUCUUUUCAACCAAUGGUCUAGAUAUGUACCAGAGGGCUUUUUGACAAGCUGUACUUUCGACUAUCUCACACAGACCGAUGAAAUUCGCUCAUGGGUCGCCACAAUGUUCGCCAUUUGCUACGUUAUUCCGCUCAGUCUAGUCAUAUAUUUUUAUUCACAGAUGGUUUCCCAUGUAAUUAUACAUGAACACAAUUUGAGAGAACAGGCGAAAAAAAUGAAUGUCGAGUCGCUAAGAAGUAACGCCAAUAUGCAGCAGACGUCUACUGAAAUAAGAAUAGCAAAAGCAGCGAUAACGAUAUGCUUUUUGUUCGUCACCUCCUGGACACCGUAUGCUGUCCUUGCCUUGAUUGGUGCCUUUGGAAACCAAAAUCUUUUAACUCCGGGUGUAACGAUGAUACCAGCUUGUGCUUGCAAAGCCGUGGCAUGCAUCGAUCCUUAUGUCUACGCUAUAAGUCAUCCAAAAUACCGGCAAGAAUUGAACAAGAAGUUCCCCUGGCUCGAGAUAAAAGAAGCACCUCCGCCAUCAGGCGAUACAACAUCGGCAGCUACAGAAAUGACAAACACCCCUUCAGCAUGAUUCACCUUUUUUUUUCUCCUUUUUGAAUAUGGUAUUUUUUUGGCUGUUGGUCCAAACAUGCGUUAUUAAUGACCUUGCAC